Molecule: messenger RNA, 1741 nt
Organism: Panthera uncia (snow leopard)
Lineage: Eukaryota; Metazoa; Chordata; Mammalia; Carnivora; Felidae
Gene: ENTPD2
Product: ectonucleoside triphosphate diphosphohydrolase 2
Exons: 9
Coding region: 50-1537 (495 amino acids)
Biological process (GO): nucleoside diphosphate catabolic process
Cellular component (GO): plasma membrane
Molecular function (GO): UDP phosphatase activity; GDP phosphatase activity
Source: RefSeq, a predicted model, not a curated record
GCUCCCUGCCGCCCCUUCGACGACGCCUGGUGCGCCCGCGCGCCCGCCCAUGGCUGGGAAGGUGCUGUCGCUGCUGCCGCCGUUGCUGCUGGCCGCGGCGGGCCUCGCCGGGCUCCUACUGCUGUGCGUCCCCACUCGAGACAUCUGGGAGCUGCCCGCCCUCAAGUACGGCAUUGUCCUGGACGCCGGCUCCUCGCACACGUCCAUGUUCAUCUACAAGUGGCCUGCAGACAAGGAGAAUGACACAGGCAUCGUGGGCCAGCACAGCUCCUGUAAUGUACGCGGAGGGGGCAUCUCCAGCUACGCAGACGACCCUUCCAGGGCUGGCCAGAGUCUCGUUGAAUGCCUGGACCAGGCGCUUCAGGAGGUGCCCAAGGAGAGCCAUGUGCACACGCCCCUCUACCUGGGAGCCACAGCAGGCAUGCGCCUGCUCAACCUGACCAGUCCCGAGGCCUCGGCCAACGUGCUCGCGGCUGUGACCCGGACGCUGACCCGGUAUCCCUUCGAUUUCCGUGGCGCCCACAUCCUCUCGGGCCAGGACGAGGGGGUGUUCGGUUGGGUGACGGCCAACUACCUGCUGGAGAACUUCAUCAAGUAUGGCUGGGUGGGCCGGUGGUUCCGGCCAAGGAAGGGGACGCUGGGGGCCAUGGACCUGGGGGGCGCCUCCACACAGAUCACCUUCGAGACGGCCAGCCCAGCCGAGGAUCCAGCCAAUGAGGUCCGGCUGCGGCUCUAUGGCCAGCACUACUGCGUCUACACCCACAGCUUCCUCUGCUAUGGCCGUGACCAGGUCCUCCGGAGGCUGCUGGCUGGUGCACUCCAGACCCACGGCUUCCACCCUUGCUGGCCGAGGGGCUAUUCUACCCAAGUGCUGCUUCAGGACGUGUAUGAGUCUCCAUGUACCGCGGCCCAGCGGCCCCAGACCUUCAACAGCAGCACCCGGGUCAGCCUGGCAGGGAGCAGCGACCCUGCCCUCUGCCGUGGCCUCAUCUUAGGACUCUUCAAUUUCUCCUCCUGCCACUUCUCCCGAUGUUCCUUUAAUGGCAUCUUCCAGCCCCCAGUGGCUGGGAACUUCAUGGCCUUCUCUGCUUUCUUCUACACCGUGGACUUCCUAAGGUCUGUGAUGGGGCUUCCUGUGGCAACCCUGCAGCAGCUGGAGACAGCCGUAGUCGCCGUCUGCAACCAGACAUGGAGUCAGCUGCAGGCUAAGGCUCCAGGGCAGCGGGCCCGCUUGCCCGACUACUGCGCGGGGGCCAUGUUCGUGCAGCAGCUGCUGAGCCGCGGCUACGGCUUCGACGAGCGCGCCUUCGGAGGGGUGACCUUCCAGAGCAAGGCCGGGGACACCGCGGUCGGCUGGGCGCUCGGCUACAUGCUCAACCUGACCAACCUGAUCCCCGCCGAGCCGCCGGAGCUGCGCAAGGGCACAGACUUCAGGUCCUGGGUCGCGCUUCUCCUGCUUUUCGCCGCCAUGCUUCUGGCCGCCGUGGUCCUGCUGCUGCGCCAGGCGCGCUCGGCCGGGGCGUCGAGCGCCAUCUAGCGGCGGGCCGGGUCCCGGUUCCCCGUCCCACCCGUGACGCCUCCUCCCACAACGCUGCUCCGGCCGAGACUGGGGGCCGGGCCCACGGGGGACCGGGGUGGGCGAAGGGAGCCACCUCCGGCCCCUGCCUGCCUGCUGCAGCCUUCUCCAGCCUCCAAGGUCUCCUGCUCCUCCCCGCGCCCCCACGCCCCCCCCCCCCCCCCC